This is a messenger RNA of Marmota monax (woodchuck), 654 nucleotides long. RefSeq names its product pyroglutamylated RFamide peptide (gene Qrfp). Gene Ontology annotation, molecular function: orexigenic neuropeptide QRFP receptor binding. The coding region runs from base 1 to 603 and encodes 200 amino acids. The transcript has 2 exons. NCBI's taxonomy places the organism in Eukaryota, Metazoa, Chordata, Mammalia, Rodentia, Sciuridae. The record is from RefSeq and is a predicted model, not a curated record.
AUGAAAGGAAAUGAAUCCAAAUUCCCGCAGCCCUCCCGGGGCUGCCUGGGCACCGCUCUGAGCCGUUCAGAGCCUGAGUGUGACAGCGCUAAGCUGCUGCGGCGGUUGUGUGGCAGGGACCGCGGGAGCGUGAGGAGCCAUCUCUCCACGCCCUUCCUCCUCCUCCUGCCACUGGGAGCCUGUCUCCCUCUGCUGGACACGAGGGAGCCCACAGACACCGGGGGUGCCAUCGCAGCCGGUAUGAGCUGGGCCCACCUGGCCCAGGGGUCCAGACCCCACUUUGUGUGGGGCCCCGCCAGGUGGCCAAGAGCACCGCACGCACAGGCCCCACUUGCCAGGGCUGAGGGGCUGCCGGCCUCCGGUGGGGAGCAGGCUGGCCUCCGCCUCGCCAGGCAGGACGGCAGUGAGGCCCCGGGCGAGAAGGCAGGUGGCCCGUUAGGGAGCCUGGCCGAGGAGCUCAGUGGCUACAGCAGGAAGAAAGGCGGCUUCAGCUUCCGCUUUGGCCGGCGUCGUCGGAGGGCCAGGCGUUCUCGAGGGGCGGCGCCCCACGUCUCCCCUGCCCUCCUCCUUCAGCCUCCGAGACCCAGACCCGUCGGGUGCUGAGCAGGGGACGGGCGAGGUGUGCGCUUGCUUUUGACUUCUAACUUUGCUGAA